Molecule: messenger RNA, 9723 nt
Organism: Zeugodacus cucurbitae (melon fly)
Lineage: Eukaryota; Metazoa; Arthropoda; Insecta; Diptera; Tephritidae
Product: myotubularin-related protein 4
Exons: 18
Coding region: 636-5777 (1713 amino acids)
Biological process (GO): dephosphorylation; regulation of autophagy
Molecular function (GO): phosphatidylinositol-3,5-bisphosphate 3-phosphatase activity; metal ion binding; protein phosphatase binding
Source: RefSeq, a predicted model, not a curated record
AAAUGUAAUCUGUGUGAAUCUAUAGCGCCAAGAGGGUUUAUAUUAUUUUUUCCUUAUUAAUAUUGGUUAUAAUAAACGAGUUAUAUUCUAAUAAAUAUAUUGAAUGUGCUACAAAUCAAUUAACCUACUGAAAUUGUUGUUUAUUAAACAAAUAAAAUAUCAAUUACCCAAUGUAAAAGCAAGUUUGGCAAGAAAAAUUGCAUUCAGUGACAAAGAAAAAAAACGGAAUAUUGAAACAAAGGUGGAAUAAAAGUGCAAAGGGUAAACAGAAGAAUGAAAUGAAUAGCAAAUAAAAUGAACCAUACAAAGGCCGAAUCAAGACGCAUAAAAUAUAGCAGUGGAGAAAAAAUCAAAUAAUAUAAAUUGUCGAUUUUUUUUUGUUCCUACGCCGUUCAUAUAUGUUAAUUUCUUUAGAAUACACAGUGUUUUGAUAUUGUGCUCACGUAAAAUGCUAAAAUAUUGACACAAGAAAAGUGGAAAUCGGAAAUAUUUCGUGUGAUUCGUUCUCGUUUAAUACUUAGUGCAGUUGCAUAAAAUAACAAGCUGUAACGCGCUGACGUCAAUAUUGAAAAUAAAUAAAAAACUGAUAGCAGUGGAAGUUUUUGACCGAUUUGUUGGACAUAAAUAUUAGUUAAAUGGAGGGUACGGAUGGAUCACCCCCACCUUCCCUGUGCAUUGUACGCGCGACUGAGUUUUUCCCAAGAUUAAGAAUGGAAAAAGAAGAUCCCAGUUUGGAAGUACCAUAUCAAGAACUUGCUGGUGAAUUCGUCUUAUAUCUGGGACGUACUGAUGAUGGCAUUUUAUCGCUCUCAACAUACCGUAUAUUUAUAUUAAAAAAUUCAAAUAACUCAGAGACAUCUGUGCCGCUGGGACUAAUCGAAAAUUUGCAGAUACGUGAGCUGUUUCAUCUAAUCAUCAAUUGCAAGGACGCUAGCACCGUUAAAUGUUCCUUUGCAACAGCCGAACAGUGUGCCGAAUGGCUACGACGCAUACAAUUGAGCGUUGGUGUGCCAGAAACAUUGGAAUCGCUAUUCGCAUUUCCCUUUCACUCGUACAUGAAUGAUGCAAUAAAUAUGCAAAGUGAUGCUUACAAUGCUCCCGAGUACCUGGAACGCUUACAACGCGCCACACGUGCAGAUGAAGAUUUUAUGCGCGAAGUCAUACGAAUGGGUUUCGAUCUGAACGGUACAUGGCGUAUUUCCAAAGCCAAUGAGGAUUUCAAAUUAUGUCCGUCAUACCCGCAGCGGUUACUGGUGCCCGCGUGCAUUUCUGAUGACAUGCUUUACGAAGUGUCGAAAUUUCGUGGUUCGCGUCGUUUGCCAGCCGUUGUGUGGCGGCACAAAAAAUCGGGUGCAGUGAUUGCGCGUUGCAGUCAACCCGAAGUGGGUUGGUUCGGUUGGCGUAACAACACCGAUGAACAAUUACUCAAGGCAUUGAGCGAGGCGUGUGCAUUCGAUCGUGGAGAGCAGAUGCGUCGUCAAAAUCAGCCGAUCAAUCCACCGGCACCAAAACCGGCAUCGGGCGAGAGUUCGCCCACAAACACGGACGGUAGUCAUGAGGAAGUGACAUUGGAUGUAGUGCAGAAAGUCCUUAUUGUCGAUGCGCGCAGCUACACUUCUGCGGUGACGAAUCGCGCACGCGGUGGCGGUUGCGAAUGCAUUGAAUAUUAUCCGUCGGCUGAAAUCGAAUUCAUGAGUCUGGGUAAUAUACAUGCUAUACGCAAAAGUUUUCAAGCGUUAAGACAACUCUGUGCCGCGCCAGCAGAUUGUCCAAAUUGGCUCGGUAUGCUCGAGAAGACAAUGUGGCUGCAGCAUCUCUCUGGCCUAUUGACCGCUGCCGUCACUGUUUGUCAUGCAAUUGAAAAGAAAGGGCGACCAGUGUUGGUACACUGUUCGGAUGGCUGGGAUCGCACGCCGCAGAUUGUGGCCACAGCACAAUUGUGCUUGGAUCCAUACUACCGUACCGUCGAGGGUUUCCGAGUAUUAGUCGAACGAGAAUGGUUGAGUUUCGGCCAUAAAUUCUCAGAUCGUUGUGGUCACGGCCCCGGUUCGGAUGAGCUGAAUGAACGUUGUCCAGUUUUCCUGCAAUGGUUGGAUUUAGUACAUCAAAUACACAAGCAAUUUCCAUGUAGUUUCGAAUUCAACAUGGCUUACUUGAUCAAAUUAGCACAACACUCACAUUCGUGUCUUUUCGGUACCUUCCUGUGUAACACAUACAAGGAACGUUGUGAAAAGUCGGUGUUUGAGCGUACCUACUCAGUAUGGCCUUUCCUAUCAGGACCAAUGUAUAAAAGUCCACUUUAUUUACCAAAUAAAGAUCAGGUGAUUUGGGCUGCGCACAAUGUACGCGACCUACACUUAUGGACCGAUGUUUACUUAGGAAGUUUGGGAAAUCAAAAUAGCGUUGAUUUCGUAAAUAAUAGCAACGAUAAUUUGCAGGGAAUAAUAAAUCCGAUCAUAUUUGUAGCUCCUAUGAUUAAGACGCGUUCGUACGGCGAUUUGGUCUCGGCAAAUAUUAUGCAGAGUGGAAUCUCACGACGUUCCAGCGACCCGAAUAUGACUGUGGAGCCAAAUUUGACAAUGGCUACAAAUUCAGAAAAUAAUUCGAACGCCGAUGCACAAUCCGAACGUGAAGAUUUGGCCGAUAAUGUUAUUAACACGAUACAGCGAAAUGAAAAUCCGGAUGAAGACAACUUUAUGGAUGUCGCAAACAAUACAGAGGAAACACAAACAGUUAAUUCACAGCCUAGAGAUACUAUAACGAAUACUGAAGAUACACUUCAGCAGGAUAAACCUACAGACUGCAACAACAGAUCACCAACGGCUUUAAACAGCAAUGAACACCAAGAGCACAAUGAUGAAACAAAUGAUAAUUCAAAUGAAAGCAACAUUAAGCCUAAGACUAACGGUAUCGAGCAACGGAAUGACAAUGCGAAUGAGGCCACAGUUAGCCGGGAAAUUAGAGACUCGGGUGGCGGCGACAAUUCAAACGCAAUAUUUAAAGCAAAUACCAGCGAUGAUCUUAUGAUAAGUGUAGACUUGAAUGAUGCCAGUCACAAUGUUGAUGAAACUACAGACAGACACUGCGAUUGGCAUGAUGCUGUCAGUACCAGCCCAGACACUUUAGUACCAAACACUAAUCGUGCAGAAAUGUCACCCUUGCCUACCCGAGCGGAAGCCGAUGUUACAGAUGGUUUUCACACACCUGAAAAACUAUCCACAUCGUCAGACAGAGAGGAGCUUGGCUUAAGUUCUCCGUAUGUUCUAUUAAAACAAGAGCGAGCAAAUGCUUCACCUAAAAGCAAAAAUGACAACAAACCUGCCGCCAAUGGCGUUAAUAGCAGUAUUAUGCCAAAUGUUCAUGGCACAAAUGGUACCUCCUCGAAUCGUGCAAAUAUCUUGUCAAAUUCAUCUAGUAAUGCCUCCGUCUCAUCUGCAUCGUCUUCGCUCAACAUCAAUAAUACGAAAAGCAAUAGCAACAAUAGCCUCGCAACAACAAUGACAACAGCCACAGAUCAAAGCGCAAAUGAUGUUGCUGAUAUGGAUGCCGAAGCUGGUGCCGUUGGUUUUACAGAGGCAGCCGCUCAAGCGAGUUCGAAUGAUGCCAUGAAUGAGAGCAUCAUUAUUUUGCCAGAACAUCGAAAAUUGCAAAUAUCGGUUAGUGGCAAGUGUGAGGCUAUCUCGAAUAAUGGUUCGUCCUUACCAACGUCACCAACUGGCUCUGACGAAAAGCCAAGUACCAGCCGUGCAUGUCGUCCAAACGGUAGAAAUGAGAAUGUUUGGAACGGUCGAGUCGCUGGAAGCACUAGAAAUAAUGCUGGUGGUGAUAGUGCCAGUGGAGGCGCUAGCGGUAGUGGCGGCGCUAGUGGUAGUGGUGGCGCUAGUGGUAGUGGUGGCGCUAGCGGUAGUGGCGGCGCUAGCGGUAGUGGCGGCGCUAGCGGUAGUGGCGGCGCUAGCGGUAGUGGCGGCGCUAGUGGUAGUGGCGGCGCUAGCGGUAGUGGCGGCGCUAGUGGUAGUGGUGGUGGUGGCGCUAGAGAUAGGGUUGGCCCUAGAUGUAGGGCUGCUGCUGGUGGUGAUGAUGAUGAUGAUGAUAUAUACGAAAGGUUGCGAUGUCAGAAACUAAAUGCACAUGCCAAACGUUGUUUUGAAGGGUAUAACAUGCGACAUCAUCAAAACGCAGGCAUGUCACGUUAUCAUAUGCUUGGUGCGCGCUCCUUACCGAUGACACCGCCUCAACAAGAACGAGCACAAAUGACCUAUUCCUGCCCUGACGGUUUGGCGCAUGCGUUAAGUGAACAAAAUAUGCGUCUACAACAAAUUGUGCUAGAACAUAAGAUGCGAGAGGAUAUGCUUUUGCACGAAAUACAUGAAAUGCGUAUGGUACUGCUGAAGAAAAGAUGCCCAAAUUGCAACGUUGUUCCAACUUGUGAUACAAAUGAAGAUCAGGUAGACGAACUCUUAGUUAGCCGAAGUAGAUUUCGUGAAUGUACUAAGUGUCAAGGCUUCAAUGCGAGAUCGUGUACAAAGUGUAAAUUACUAUUGCAACAGCAGCAAUAUCGACAACAACAACAACAACCACAACCACUGCAAAAUCAACCCAGACCACGUUGUCAUACUGCGGUUGAUUAUCGUGAUCGUGAUCGAUUUCCACAUCGUUUAUAUAAUUGCCAUUGCCUUUGCCAGAAUAAUAGUCAUCACCAGCGUAAACGUUAUCAUAGUUUCAGUUGUAGCCUUUGCUAUAAGAAAGAUGAUAAUAUGCUGACUGACGACGAUAGUGAUGUCAUCACCAUGACGUUGCUCAGACGUAAUUGUGAUUAUGCUGAUAGCAAUAGUUCUUUGUUAACGUGUUCAGCGGCCGAUAAUUUAGAGAAUGCUUCAAUAUGCUCAUGGGAGGCUGUAGAAGAUCGCAGCGCUCCAUCGUCUAGCGCUAGUUCCUCCAUACAACAACCAAACACCACAAGUGCCCUCUGGGUACCAGAUCAUGCUGUGAAACGUUGCACCAGCUGUCAAGUCGAAUUCUGGAUAGGCCGCAGAAAACAUCAUUGCCGCUCGUGUGGGCAAAUAUUUUGUGCUGACUGCUCUGAGUUUUGGGCACCGCUACCUGAUGCAAAGCUUUUUAAACCCGUAAGAUUGUGUGGACCCUGUUAUCUUGCCGUAACUACGCGACUAGAGCAACAGAGCAACGCAACCAUCGCAACAAAUAUGCCAAAUUAUACAGUCACAAGCACCAGCACAACGGCUGCCGCUGCUGCCUGGACGACUGGAGGAGCCACAACAAUCAAUUCGCCCAAAUUAGCGGCGGCUGCAAGCGCCAAUGCAACAGAAGUCACAACAACUACGACCAAUACACCUGCGUUGAGCAACACAAUGGCUACUAUGUUACAACAACAACAACAACAGCGGCAACAACAGCAACAUCAACAACAGCUUAAGCAGCGACAUAAUGCAGCUACGGCAACUACAGCAACAUCGGUAACAACAAAUAGUACAUUAACUAAAUUGCAUCAGCAGUCAGUUGCAGUGCAUGGCGCUGGCAUGGCCACUGUUAACCCAGCCAUUACACCUGCCUCGAGUACAAUGUUAAUGGCGCCAAUACCUAUAACAGCAGCGGCCGCAGCUGCUGCCGACGCGUUGCAACAGCAACAACAAAGACAGAAUGCAGCCGCGGCAGCAGCGACUGCCAGCGCUACUGUGGCCGUUGCAGCGGCCGAGAGCAGCAGCAUGUCGCACAUAUUGAUGACAGCGAACAAAAAUAUUGCAGCCAGCGUUGCAAAUUGAAAAGGCCUAAAGUGCAUCAUUUGAUUUUAUUUCGUAGCAGAAAUUGAAUUCUAAUGAGCAUCAUUAGUUUUAUAAGAGACACCUCUAACUAAAAACAAAAAAAAAAUGUUAAUGCUGUUAAAUCUGAUCGUAAGUAAGUUUAGCAGUGAAUGUAGGUGUUCACAUCGCACUACGGAGAGUGACGAACGCGAGAGAGACUGUGCUGCCAGACUGUCGGCAACUUUGUUGCUAUCGUGCCUAGACAUGUGUGGAUUAUAUUGCUUAACGCCGCGUGCUUGUAUUAUUAUUAUUAUUUUUAAUUUUAUUUUUUUUUUUGAAAUUGUAUACGUUGACUUUUUUGUUGUAUACUGUGGUCAAGUUGCACACACAUAUGACCAUUGUAUGUAGUAACUCUCAUGUUGCAAUUUUACAUAAGAAUUUAUUUUAAAUUAAUCGGAACUUUUUGCUUAAUUGCUGAAAAAACGGUAUUCAUAAAAAAACAAGUUCGGUGAGAAGUUUGUUUGCAAAAAAAGUUUAGUUUAUAAAAUAUAUUAUUAAAGUAAUUUCAAAAUCUAUACACUUAAGACACUUGACUUUAUAUGUGUAUGUGUACGUUUAUAAAUUGAUAAUUGGAGUUAAUUGCUAAAAUAUUUUGAAGAAAACGUUACAAAUGGACUAAAAAACAUUAUUGGAAAACUUUAAAAGAAAAACUUGCACUAAAUAAUGUAUUGAAAUUUUCUUUAUUUCUUUAUUAUUUAAUUUAGUGCAAAAUAUUAAUUUUCAUUAUUUGUUGUUAAAGUCUAUUACUACAAAAAAAAACAAAAAAAAAAAACAAAAUAAUAAAAAACGCAGAAAAAACGAGUUAUAGCAAAGGUAAUAAAUUAAAAACAAAAAUUUAAAAUUGUAUUCGAAAAGGAAAAUAGUAAAAUCAUAAACCAAAAAUUAUAUAUAUAGCUAUAAUUAUAUAUACACACACACAUAAUAUUGACGAAUGCAUUCAACGCGAAUUGUUUAAAAAGAAAACAAGCAACUAGAAGCUGCGUGCUUUUACUUACUAAUAAAUGUGAAAUUUACAAUAUUUGAUUAUUUGUAAGUGAAUACGAAACAAACAAAAAAAAUGGUUAUGUUUAAAUUAACUUUGCCCCUCCCUCACACUAUAUUGAAAAACACACUUGAAUGUAUGUAUGUAUUUACUAUUAGGAAUUUUAAUUAUUAAAGAAAUUUAUCAUUAUUGCUUAUAACAAAAUAAAACAAUGCAAAUGAAAUACGAGAAAAAAAAAUUACAAAUGUUAUUUUGACGCUAAAAAUACUUAAAUAAGGUAAGUGUUCGUAUUUUAUUUAUUUAGAAAAUUUAAGUAUUUAUUAAAAGAUAAUUUUAAAUUUUCAGAUAUCUUUCUACAAGCAAAGUCCUCUAUGCAACUUUAUUUUUGACUUCCCUACAAAGGCUGUAAUUACUAUUUGGACUUUUCUUCGAAAUUACAAUAAUUACAUUUUUCGAAAUAUUACGAAAAUUAUUUUAAACCAGAAUUGGGGAGUUUUGAAAUCACAAGAAUUGAAUACGAGUACAAGCCAAGAGCAUUGCAUAUAAUUUUUUGCUACAAUAGUGGCCUUCUUCCAGAAAUGUAUGGAGUAUCUUUAUUCUAUAUUCCGUUAAUUAAACGAGCCAAAUAUGUAAGUACGCUGUUUUGUAGGCAUGCUACAGCGUUUACAUAUGUUUAAAUAUUUACUUACCGAUGUUCGUUUAAUAGCUAAAUAUUAAAUAUUUUCUAGUAGAUACGUGCUAACUACUCAUAUAGCUCUGAGAAGUAAGCAGGCACACUGAUCAAAAUUACGACAACAGAUAAGGUAAUCUUAAACAAUACUAAAAUAUUUGCUCACGGAGACAUGUUAUGCGUACGUAAAUAUAUGAACGUGUACAUAGCUACAUACUAUAAACGUUUAAUAUUAAUAAUUUUGCAAUAGCGAUAGGAGGUUUCUUAAAAAAUCUUUUAUUUAUUUUAUAUAAUAUUUUACUUUCAUUCAAGUACCUCUGUAGGUUGUAUAACCAAAGGGAUUCAAUAGCAAUGGAAUAUGGUAGUGUUGACCCUGUUCACACUGUACUACAAUUUCAAUAAACGGAUAGAAACUAUUAACGCCACGUUCAGCAUGGUAUGGUUUCACAUCAAAGUGUAACUUAUAGAUGCCGGCUUUGUAGUGCGAGGCGGGCACUAAUUGGUUCACACGACCAUCCUGAUUGGUUGUUUCCACAUUCAAUUUCUGCCAGUUGUUUUCGCCCUCCAGGCGGUAAAUGGUUAUGUUAACAUUGGCUGCCGCCUGACCCACUGUGGUGUCCAAUAUAUGUGCGGAUAUAGUGCGUCCAUCAGCGCUCACAUUAUUAUUGGUAACCGGCUCGAAACCCUAAACUCAUACAGAGAGGAAUAUUAAGCUUCAAAUUGAAUAAGACAUAUUUUAAUUUGAUUAUGUUACCUCUUUGGUCUCGACACGUAGACGAAUGCGUUCCCAGCUACUGCUCAUUGUGCUAUGAUAUCUUAUGGAAAAUAUACUGAGUGACAGUAUGAGCGCUGCACUUAUCUUCAUUUUUUUUUAUAAUGUAUAUUCCUCUUAUUGUUUAUCUUCUGUAUGAGAUAGUCGACGUACGAGUUUGGAUUGUUUAUCAAAUUAAUCUGAAAUAAGGUUUAUAUACUAUAUAGAUUUCAAUUGACUACCUUAGCUUUUUAAUAUGUUUGUGUAUGUGUAUAUAUGGUAACGGUGUUUUUGAUAUUGAAGAUAUUUACUAAACGUUUUAAUUGCAAUUAUGCUAUUAUUUUAAUAUUCGUAUAUGUUAUUAUAUUCAAUUUGAGGGAUAAUAGCUUUUGUGUUAGUUGAUCAUUGUAAAAGUCUACAUUUAUAUUUAUACAUUGUACUUGAUUCUAGUUUUUCUGGGUGAAAAUCAAGUAUCUGUAAAAAAGUCACUUAAGUAUGUAAAUAUAUCCUUUAGAACACUACGGUUUUUUGAAAUCCUUCUUCCGACACUACCGUAUAAGUUCUUAUAUAGUCACUUAGCUACUGAAAAUUUAUUUAUGCAAUUUUAUAUAAACAGCUCAAAGCGCUGUGUCUAGUAAAUGCAUUUUUAGAUUGUUUUCUUAGAAUUAAUUAUUUUUUUGCCAGAAGUAUACUCAAAGGUUAUAAGUGCUGUUUAAUGUAAAUAAUGCAAAUAUUAAUAUAUACAUAUAUACGGACACAUGUAACACCAAAAAGUAAAUGGGCCUAAAUUUUGCUGUUAUAUGGGGUACUGAGAUUCGGUUAUUUCUAUAAAAUUAAUGACAAAGAUAUUUAAAUAAUAACUCUUGAUGCACUUAUGUGGUUAGGUGAAUCGAUCAAGUAAUUUUUUUAUACUUCACCUUUCUUUAUGCUCGAUCUAGUAAAAUAACCUUUAGUACAGUAUAUAACAAUUUAUUUAACAAUAUUUUUAUAGUAACACAAAAUAUGUGUAAAUGCAUACUCUGCAUUAUAUUUUUAGUACUCAAACCAAUUCAAGUUUUUUUCGUUCUACAAAUAUAAAUUUAUAAAAUUAUAGACAGCAUAACUACAAAACAUUUUGAAGUGAAUACCCCACAUUAGGUUUUAGAACACAAAACUGUUCCAAUUUCAUUGGAAACUAAUUUAGUACAAAAUGCAACUCUGCUCAGCAACAGAACAUAUACAACCCUGCAUUUCCAACGCCAUUUUCCUAUGCGCUGCUUUCACAUUUUCCUCAUUCUUUUUCCGGUGGUCGACUAGUUCGGUUGUGUUUCCAAUCUCUAAUUUAGCUAGUGUGUUCAAGAAAAUAUUUUGGAUACAUAACUGAGUAAAUUGUGUUUGUGUGUAAGGUGAGAAAAUAUAAUAUAGACAACAUGGAUGGUGGUAUAAAAGUUGAAGGAGUUAAUGGCGCUGCUCCGCUACCACAAAGGGCUCAAAAGAAUAUGCCACAAGGUAAUAAAAAGCCCAU